Symsagittifera roscoffensis is the source of this 2767-nucleotide messenger RNA. RefSeq names its product ankyrin repeat and EF-hand domain-containing protein 1-like. Gene Ontology annotation, biological process: proteolysis. The record is from RefSeq and is a predicted model, not a curated record. Gene Ontology annotation, molecular function: aspartic-type endopeptidase activity; calcium ion binding; protein binding. Lineage: Eukaryota; Metazoa; Xenacoelomorpha; Acoela; Convolutidae. The coding region runs from base 282 to 2660 and encodes 792 amino acids. The transcript is spliced from 16 exons.
ACAGCUCCAUAAUCUAACGUGAACGCAUUUUGUAUAAAACGUUUACUUCAGAAUAUACCAACUUGUUAUCAAACAGAAAAUUGUUUUCAACAGUAUCAAGAGCUUUGUUUAUUAUUCUGUUGACAGUGGUUUGGUUUUUAUUUCAAAUAAUUUUGGCGCGGCUUAAUUUUAAUAUUUAAUAUCUCUUACUCCAUAUAAAAUAGAUAUCUAACUAUAAUAGAUAUCAAGAAGAACAGUUAAGAGGAAAUUACGUAACUAUUUGAAGUUGCGCGUGCAUCACGAUGCCCCAGGCACGGACCAGAUUGGAACAGCUGCAGGUGCGCAAACUGCUCAGCUGUGUGUUCAAAGAGGACAAGAAACAGAUUGAAAAGCUGAUCGAGUUUGGAAUCCCCAAUCUACUAAACUACAUCGAGGAGUCAGAAGAUGGGCAAGGUGUACUACACACAGCAGCUGCCAACAACAACGACGCAAUCAUCACCUACCUGAUCAAGUUGGGUGCAUCGCCCGAAGUGCAGGACGGACAGGGACGCACUCCGGCCAUGAUCGCCGCACAGUAUGGACACGUGAACACACUCGAUAUACUUCUAGAAACUUCCAGAAACUUGAAACUCAAAGACACAAAGGGGAGGGGCAUUCUGUUCUACUGUCUGAACAACACGCAGAGACACACACAGUGUGCUGAAUUGUGCAUUGAGAAGGGGGCCGACUGCAACAAUGCCGACAACAACGGAGUUCCUGUGUUGGUGCAGGCCUGCUACACCGCAGCUGAUAAUGAGGCCACCUGUCUCAAACUCAUCCACGGGGGAGCGAAUCCGGACUCCACCUUCGAGGCCAAACUGGAGACGGCACUGCACGCCGCCGCUGCAUCCGGAUCCGCACAGGUAUGUCGUGCUCUGAUUGAGGCGGGUGCUAACAUCAAUGCCCUGGACAAGAAAAGAAUUCAUGCGUACCACAGGGCGGCUAAGAAUGGUCACGUGGCUGUUCUGAGGGUGCUAGCUGCACACAGGGCCAAGAUAGAUGUCGCAGAUGUCCUAAGCAACACGGCGAUGCACUACGCGGCCAUGAAUGGACAUGAACUAUGUGUUCGGUUCCUGGGCACUCGUGGCUGUCCAGCUAAGAGUAAGAACUCGGAGGGUUCGAUUCCCCGCCAGGUGGCAAAAGACGAAGGACACAAAGCGGCGAUGAAGGAUUGUCGGAAGGCUGAGAGGAUAGAAGGAAAACAGAAGGUGGAGGAGUGGGCGCUGAACAUUUACGACUGGGUGUGUGAGUUUGAGCAGGAGCUCCUGGGGUACUUCCAAGAUGCAGACGAGGAGGAAAAGGGAACCCUGAACCAGGACCAGUUCGUCGACAUUCUAGAACAGCACGGACCCAAGUUCGGAAGCAGAGACGACUACAUCAACAUCUACAAAAUGCACGACAAGGACAACAAGGGCGUGAUCAAGUAUGAGGAGUUCCUCAGUGGGAAGAAGUACAUCCACAAAACAUAUGUCGCAUCCGCCUUCGAGAAGAAAGACAAGAAAAAGAAAGGCAAGAAAGGAAAGGGGGGCAAAGGGAAGAAGAAGGGCAAAUUUAAGCUGGCUUUCCCCAUUUGCACAGCCCCGGAGGGUCCCCGCAUGCCCCACGGGGCUCCCCCCGUCAACUUCAUCCCCAAGAUGCUGCCACUGACCGACUGGAGCAAGUUCUCCCGCGACAACGCACCCAAGAACGCCAUCAUGGACGACUGCAUAUGGUAUAUGACUGAUCCUGGUAAGACUUUCCAGGGAAUCAACGACGCCACCCGAACUAGUGACUUCGAAUCCCUCAAAUAUGCAAUAGACAUUCUCAACAUACCACCAGAUACGCGUGACAAGUACUACAAGACUCCAUUGAUGACAGCCUGUGCUCAGGGACACAUAGACAUGGUGCAGUUCCUGCUGGACAAGGGGGCCGAAGUGACCACCAAAGACAACUUCUUCUGGACACCACUACACUUCGCCUGCCACAGUGGCCAGUUGCCCAUAGUUCAGAUGCUGAUUGAUAGUGGGGCGGACAUGAAUGCAGUCACCAUGCACGGGGCCACGCCCAUCAUGAGGGCCAUCGAGGCAUCCAGGGCAGAGGUAGUCGAGUAUCUGCUGGAAAAAGGAGUGAAGUUGAGUUUGGAGAAUGCGAAAGAGCACACUGCCCUGGACGUGGCCAUGUUGUGGGGGGACCCUCGGGUGGCCAAUCUGCUGAUGGAUAAGUUUGAGAAGAUGGGACUCCUGGGAGACAAGGACGACAAAAAGGGAAAGGGCAAAAAGGACAAAAAAGGCGCCAAGAAAGGUAAGAAGGGGGGCAAGGCUGGAGGCAAGAAGAAGGGUAAAAAGAAGGGCAAACAGGGGAAGAAAGGGAAGGGGGAGGAGGAGGAGAUAGAGGAGCCAGAGUCCAUCUUCGACAAGUACCAACAGGAGAGUGUCAUCCGCACAGCCACCGCCAUCGCAUCAGGGGUUCCAGAGCACGCCCAGAACAUCGCCUACGUGCCGAAGAAAACGUGGAUUAACAUGCCUUCGUCACAGGACUUGCUGAAGGAGAGAGACGCGCUACGGAAGCAGUGGGGCGCCGGUAAAGACUUCCCGAAGACGUUCAAGAAACCAUUUGGUGAGAAUGUCCAGAAGAAAGUCGACGAGAUGGGAGGACUGGAAUAAAAACUCUCCUGGAGAUGUAAAAAAAGUUCUAUCGAGAGAAAAAACUUAGUGAUGAUUAAAUGACAAUUGAAAAUUAAUUAACUGUUAAUAAAAAAUCGUAUCUUCAA